Hansenula anomala is the source of this 5466-nucleotide messenger RNA. It is a transcript of the gene SEC7, whose product is annotated as Arf family guanine nucleotide exchange factor SEC7. The record is from RefSeq and is a predicted model, not a curated record. Gene Ontology annotation, molecular function: guanyl-nucleotide exchange factor activity. Bases 1 to 5466 code for a protein of 1821 amino acids. Lineage: Eukaryota; Fungi; Ascomycota; Saccharomycetes; Phaffomycetales; Wickerhamomycetaceae. Gene Ontology annotation, biological process: regulation of ARF protein signal transduction. The transcript has 2 exons.
AUGCCACCGGAAGAUAAUCUUCGAGAUCAAGAAGAUGUUGAUAGGACUGAGAAUUCCGAAACCAAACCAACAACCGCCGAGAUAGCUGCUGAUGCUUCAAAUGAUUCAAAGCUAACAAAUGGUUCUGAUGAUAGAGAAGAUAAUGAUACUCCAGAUACAACUGAAUCAAUUGAAAAUCAACCACCAAAAGAAAAUGGUGAAGUUGUGAAAAAUGAAACCCCAGAGACCAAUGGAAGUAAUGAGAUUGAAACCCCAAAAAUUUCAGAACAAGAUAAAGAAAACCUCAAAGAUGAUAGCAAAGCUAGACAUUCAAGAGCUGUCUCGGUUAUUUCAAAUGCAUCUGUUGCUUCUAAAAACUCAACACAUAUUUCAUUUGUUAAAAGUGCAAUUACUUUAAUCUCAGAACAUAAAGAUAUCAAGAAAAACACAUCUUUGAUAAAUCUUUGUAAAAAAACAUUGGAUAAGUUGAAUAAUGGGUUUGAUUCUGCUUUAGUCUUUGAAAAUUUAAGAGUUGCAAUUGAAACUAAAAGUGUGGAGAUUGUCGUUAUUGCAUUGGAUUGUAUUUCAAAAAUUUUCACAUUUCAAUUAUUUGAACCAAUUCAAGUUUCACCUCCAAAAACAAUCACCGCAACUACAACAGAUACUGAUCUACCAGCUGGUACUGGUGAAACUAUGAUCACACCUCCUCCAAAAGUCAAUUUGAUUGAUGCUGCUAUUGAAACAAUUGCUAGCACUUUUGAUGGAGAAGGUACUGAUGAGAGAGUUGAAAUUCAAGUCACAAGAGCAUUAAUGGCAGGUGUACUUAAUGAACAAUUACCAGCUCAUGGUUCAACUCUAUUGAGAGCUAUUAGGCAAAUUUAUAACAUUUUCAUCUUGUCGCUAUCACCAGUUAAUCAAGGUAUUGCUCAAGCAAGUUUGACACAAAUUGUUAAUGUCGUGUUUGAUAAAGUGGAAAAGAUACCGCAUUCAAAACCGCUUGCUUAUAAAAGCUCAUCAUCUGUUAAUAUCAACGAUAAUGACUCUCAGAACCAAUCACCAGGUCCAGGAACACCUACUCGUCAAGACUCGACACAAGAACCUUUGACUUUAAAAAAUUUGAGAGAUUUGAAUGAUGAAGAAGAACGCAUAGUGGAUCAAGAAAAUUAUUCCGGUGAUGAACAUGAUUUGAUUAUUAAAGACGCAUUCCUAUUGUUCAGAGCUAUGUGUAAACUUUCAAUUAAAUCACUUGAGAAUGAAUCAUUAGAUAUGAGGUCACAUGCUGUUCGUUCAAAAUUAAUUUCAUUACACAUUAUUCAUUCAAUAAUCAAAGAACAUAUUGAUGUGUUUUUAUCCAAUGACAUUUUGAUCUCAUCUCCUGCAACAAAAGAGAAAACAAGAUUAGUUGAUGCUGUUAGACAAUAUCUAUGUUUGACUAUUUCAAGAAAUGCAGCUUCUGCUAUCCCUCCAGUUUUUGAAACUACAGUGGAAAUAUUUUGGCUGAUUGUUUCUAAUUUGAGAUCUGAAUUCAAGAGAGAAAUCCCAGUGUUCCUUAAUGAAAUUUAUUUCCCAGUUGCAGAAAUGAAAACUUCAACUUCUCAUCAAAAAAGAUAUUUCUUAAUUAUUGUUCAAAGGCUAUGUAAUGAUCCAAGAGCUAUCAUUGAAUUUUAUUUGAAUUAUGAUUGUGAUACCACUUUACCAAAUAUUUGUGAAAAAUUGACAGAUUAUUUGACAAAACUUGCUUUAACAAAUGUUGAGGUUACUGCUAACCAAAAAGCUCAAUAUAAAGAACAUUCAUUAAAACCAAUUGCUACUUAUAAUUUAUCACAAUUACCUUUGUUAUCAAUUUCCAAACUUUCUUCUCAGUCUGCAAUGCCUGAUACAUCUUUACCAUACCCUGUUGAUUAUGCAUUGAAACUUACUUCAUUGAAUUGUGUUGUUGGGUUUCUAAGAUCAUUAAACUCUUGGGCUCAGAAGGCAAUGACACCAGAAACUCGCUCAUCAUCAGUUGUUUUGAACAGAAAAAGAUCAAGUACAAGCGGUUCUGUUGUGCCAUUAUCACCAUCUUUUUCAAUGGAUGAAGUUGAUGACCCACAAGAAUUUGAGAAUUUGAAACAGCGUAAAACAGCCUUACAAGAUGGUAUAAGACAAUUCAAUUUCAAGCCUAAAAGAGGUAUCGAAUUUUUAGUUAGACAAGGUUUCAUCAAAGACAAAGAACCUUUGACCAUUGCCAAGUUUUUACUUGAACAACAUGGAUUGGACAAGGCAGUUAUUGGUGAAUAUCUAGGUGAAGGGGAUGAAGAAAAUAUUGCCAUUAUGCAUGCUUUUGUUGAUGAAAUGGAAUUUUCAAAUACUUCAUUUGUUGAUGCUAUGAGAACAUUUUUACAAGCUUUUAGAUUACCUGGUGAAGCUCAAAAAAUUGAUAGAUUUAUGUUGAAAUUUGCUGAAAGAUAUGUUGAUGGUAAUCCAAAUAUUUUCGCUAAUGCUGAUACUGCUUAUAUUUUGGCAUAUUCUGUUGUUUUGUUAAAUACUGAUCAACAUUCAACCAAAGUUAAAAAUAGAAUGACCACUGAAGAAUUUAUCAAGAAUAAUCGUGGUAUUGAUGAUGGUAAAAGUUUACCAGAUGAUUUUUUGAUUAACAUUUAUAAUGAGAUUGCUAAAAAUGAAAUCAAAUUACAUUCGGAACAACAAGCUGCUCUAUUAGCUGGUGACUUGUUACCUACACAACCUCAAUCAUUCACUCUUUUUGGUAAUAGAGAUGUUAAUAGAGAAGCUUAUAUUCAAGCAUCAAAGGAGAUCUCCAAUAAGACUGAAAAAUUAUUCAAGAACUUGGGUAAGACUAAAGGUGAUAAGAAAAAUGUCUUCUAUUCUGCUUCUCAUGUUGAACAUGUUAGAUCUAUCUUCGAUACAUUAUGGAUGUCAUUUUUAGCUGCACUUACAGCUCCUUUCAAAGAUAUCGAUGAUGAUGAAACCACCAAGACUUGUUUGGAAGGUCUGAAAUUAUCUAUCAAUAUUGCUGCUUCAUUUGGAUUAGACUAUGCUAGAACAUCAUUCAUUGGUGCAUUGAUACAAUUUGCAAAUUUAUCAAACUUGAAAGAGAUUAAAGAUAAGAAUGUCGAUGCUAUUGUUUUGUUGUUGAAAAUUGCUGAAACUAAUGGUAACAAUUUGAAGAAUUCAUGGAGAGAUAUUUUAACCACUAUUUCUCAAGUUGAAAGAUUACAACUUAUUUCAAAAGGUAUUGAAGCUGAUUUACUACCAGAUGUUACAAAUGCUAGAGUUCAUAGAACAUCGUUAGACAGUACUAGAACUACAAACUCUAGCAAUUUUUUCUUUGGCUUAGGAAGAAAGGCAACACCAGCCGAACAAGCACAAACAAAUCAUCAAAAUCAACAUUUGGACCCUGCCAUUGCACAGCGUUUAGUUUCUACUGAUAUUGUCGUUGUUAUGGAUAAAGUCUAUACACAAAGUGCUCAAUUGAAUGGUAGUGCAAUCAUUGAUUUUAUUAGAGCAUUGACAGAAGUUGCUUAUGAGGAAAUUGAAUCUUCAUUAGAUAGUCAUACUCCAAGAACGUUCUCAUUGCAAAAAGUUAUUGAUGUUUGUUACUACAAUAUGGGUCGUAUCAGAUUAGAAUGGUCCCCUAUUUGGGCUGUCAUGGGUGAAUGUUUCAACAAGAUUGGUACUAAACAUAACUUAUCAGUUGUUUUUUUUGCAUUAGAUUCUUUGCGUCAACUUGCUAUGAGAUUUAUGGAUAUUGAAGAACUUUCAGGGUUCAAGUUCCAAGAAGACUUCUUGAAACCAUUUGAUUACAUUUUAAGAAAUGCCAGAGAUGUCCAAGUUAGUGAAAUGUGUUUGAAUUGUCUAAAUAAUUUGAUUGCAUUGAAAGGUGAUAAGAUUAAGUCAGGUUGGAAAACAAUUUUUUCUGCAUUGAACUAUACAGCUGGUGAUAUAAAUGAAUCAAUUGUUUCUAAAACAUACGAGUUAGUUAAUUUCAUUUACAAAGAUCACUUUGAUUCAAUUUUUGCUCAGGACGAUUCAUUUUCUGCAUUGGUCUCCACUUUAAGAGAAUUAGCUAAAAACACAAAAUUCCAAAGAAUCAGUUUACAUGCCUUACAAAACAUUAAAAGUAUUGUUAUUAAAGUGGCUGAUGUUACAUUGGAUACUGAAAGUGCAUUUGUCAAAUCACGUAAAGAUGUUUUCAAAGAAUUAUGGUACCCAGCUCUAUUCAGUUUCAAUGAUGUUAUAAUGACAGGUGAUGAUCUAGAAGUUAGAUCCAAGGCAUUAAAUUUGAUGUUUGAUAUUUUAGUUCAGUAUGGUAAUAGAUUUGAUGCUCAAUUUUGGGAUCAAAUUUGUGUUAGUUUAUUGUUCCCAAUUUUUGGUGUUUUGAGUAAACAUUGGGAGAUCAAUCAAUUCAAUAGUCAUGAUGAUUUAUCAGUUUGGUUAUCAACCACUUUAAUUCAAGCUUUAAGAAAUAUGAUUGCCUUGUUUACCCAUUAUUUUGAUGCCUUAAGCAGAAUGUUGGAUGGAUAUUUAGGUCUACUCAUCUCAUGUAUUUGUCAAGAGAAUGAUACAAUUGCCAGAAUAGGUAGAUCAUGUUUCCAACAAUUAAUUACUCAAAACAUGGAGAAAUUCACACAAGAACAUUGGGAUAAAGUUACAGAAUCUUUUGAAAAAUUAUUUGAGUUAACUACAGCUGUUGAAUUAUUUGAAGCUGAUCCAUUGAAAGAAGAAAAUAACAUUCCUGUUUCACAAUCAACUCAAGAAUUGAAUGAAGAAAAUGGUGUUGAUUUCAGUGCAAAUGGUGAUAGCAAUAACGUUCAAAAGGGUAUUUCAAGAACUAAAAGUGCAGAAGACAUAAGAAGAAAGAACAAGUCAAAGAAUGCUAUUGUUGUUAAAUGUAUUUUGCAAUUAUUGAUGAUUGAAACUCUAAGUGAAUUGUUUGAUGAUGAGAAAUUUUACACUUUAAUCCCAUAUGAAUCUUUAGUUAAGGUUUCAGGUUUGUUGGAGAAAUCAUUCAGAUUUGCUAGAACUUUUAAUGAUGAUUACAAUCUAAGAGUUAGAUUAUGGAACUCAGGUGUGAUUGAUAAAUUGCCAAACCUAUUGAAACAAGAGUCAUCAUCAUCAGCUGUUUUUAUCAGUGUUACAUUUAAAUUAUACAAUGAUACCCAGAAGAUAACACCAAAGCAAAAAGAUGCAAUUAGUGCAAGUUUGAUACCAAUGUGCGUUUCAAUUGUUGAGAGAUAUGUUUCAUUGGAUGACAGUACACAGCAAAGAAACAUCUCCACAUGGAGACCUGUUGUUGUUGAGAUUUUACAGGGCUAUUGCGAGUUGGAAGAGAAGGAUUUCAACAAGCACUGUCCCCAUGUUUAUGAUUUAGUCUUGAAUAUCUUGGAUAAGAGUGUGCCAACAGACCUUCGCUCUGCAAUCAAGGCAUUCUUUUCCAGAGUUGGAGACGUGUAUAUCAAUGAUGAAAAACCACAGGAGAGUGAUUAA